Molecule: messenger RNA, 545 nt
Organism: Phalaenopsis equestris
Lineage: Eukaryota; Viridiplantae; Streptophyta; Magnoliopsida; Asparagales; Orchidaceae
Exons: 1
Coding region: 22-486 (154 amino acids)
Source: RefSeq, a predicted model, not a curated record
UAGGGAAGAAGAACGAAAGCGAUGCAGUUCACUGUUGCUCUUCGAAUGCUCACCAAGCGUGUACUCUCCCGGCCGGCGGGCACUACCCUCUCGUGGUCCUCCACACGCCCUCUGUCCAACAGCAAUGAUUUCUUCUGUUUGGGAUGGGAUGGCAGACCACUACUGAACAGCCUCAAUAAAGGUGAGACAGGGAGGCAACGGCUGGAUGAGGAGGAAAGCAACUCUGAAGCGGGAGACUACCGAAAAUACCACGAAAAGCAGAAGUCGUCGCCACAGUUGAAGGUGGAGAUUGUGGCCGCGCGGAAACCGAUUAUCCAAAGGGCGAACCAUGGGGGCGACGAGAAGGAGAUUUUGUUGGUGAGGGAGACGGUGGAUGAUGCACUGCUGCGGGCUGAAGAGAUGUGGCGGGCGGCCAAGGUGAGGGGGGAUCCUGAUUCGCCUCAGGCGAGAGCGCUUGCCAGGAUUCUUCGCGAAAAGAUAUUAUAAUAAACCCAAUAUUUGCUGAUUGAAGCCACCAAUUCUGUUGGUUCUGGACUAUUACUUUG